AUGCCUCCUCAAACACCAACACCCCCCAACAAAUUUUAUUUCUACUAUGGUCACCGCAAACCCUCCCAAAACCGUCCUACCGUACGCGGCGGCCUUUUCUCCAAUCGCCAAACUCUCCCUCCUCCCAAACCUAAAACCAACAAACAUACUCACCUUUUCCAAAUCCAAAAAUGGGACCCACAUUUUCUCUCCCACUCAAACUCCCCAUCACCAUCCCCGGAGGCAUCAUUCUCCGCCUCCAUCCGCCUCUCCCCAAUCGCCAGAUUCAUCAUCGACGCCUUCCGCAAAAACGAUUACAAAUGGGGUCCACCCGUUGUAACUGAACUCAACAAACUCCGCAGGGUUACUCCCACCCUAGUCGCCGAGGUGCUUAAAUUCCAAACUAACCCUACCCUCGCUUUCAAGUUUUUUCACUGGGUGGGGAAACAGAAAGGUUAUCACCAUAAUUUCGCAUCCUUCAACGCCUUCGCUUAUUGCCUUAACCGUGCAAACCAUUUCCGCGCUGCGGAUAAUCUCCCUGAGCUGAUGGACGCUCAGGGAAAGCCUCCGUCGGAGAAGCAAUUUGAGAUCUUACUUCGAAUGCAUUCCGAUGCUGGGAGAGGUCUUAGGGUUUAUCAUGUUUAUGAUAAGAUGAGGAACAAGUUUGGUGUGAAACCUAGGGUGUUUUUGUAUAAUAGGAUUAUGGAUGCUUUGGUUAAGACGGGGCAUUUGGAUUUGGCCUUGUCGGUUUAUGGUGAUUUUAGGGAGGAUGGAUUGGUUGAAGAGAGUGUUACUUUUAUGAUUUUGAUUAAGGGAUUGUGUAAGGCUGGGAAAAUUGAUGAGAUGUUAGAGCUUUUGAGAAGGAUGAGGAAGAAAUUGUGUAAACCGGAUGUUUUUGCGUAUACUGCAUUGGUUCGGAUUAUGGUUCCGGAGGGUAAUUUAGAUGGUUGUUUGAGGGUUUGGGAGGAAAUGAAGAGAGAUAGAGUCGAGCCGGAUGUCAUGGCAUAUGGUACUAUCAUUGGGGGUUUGGCUAAAGGGGGAAGGGUUUUGGAAGGUUAUGAGUUGUUCAAGGAGAUGAAGAGUAAGGGUCAUUUGAUAGAUAGAGCAAUAUAUGGAUCGUUGGUGGAGUCAUUUGUGGCGGGGAAUAAGGUUGGUUUGGCCUUUGAUUUGUUGAAGGAUUUAGUGAGCUCGGGAUACCGGGCUGAUUUGGGGAUUUAUAAUAGCCUUAUUGAAGGUUUGUGCAAUAUGAAUAAGGUUGAGAAGGCCUAUAAGCUUUUCCAAGUUACUAUUCAGGAGGAUCUUGAGCCAGACUUCUUGACUGUCAAACCGUUAUUGUUUUCUUACGCCGAAAAGAAACGAAUGGAAGAAUUUCAUAAGUUGCUCGAGAAGAUGGAGAAAUUGGGAUUUUCGGUUAUUGAUAAUCUCUCCAAAUUCUUCUCCCAUUUGGUUGAAAAGAAAGGACCGGUAUUGGCACUAGAGGUAUUUACACACUUGAAAGAAAGAGGUUAUGUUAGUGUUGAAAUAUACAGGGUUGUUAUGGAUUCUCUUCACUUGAGUGGUGAAGUGGAGAAAGCAUUAUCACUCUUUGAUGAAAUAAAGGGCUCAGACUUGAAGCCGGACUCAUCUAUAUAUAACAUAGCAAUUCUUUGCUUUGUUGAUCGCAGUGAAAUUAAGGAGGCAUGUGCAUGUCAUAAUAAGAUCAUUGAGAUGUCUUGCAUUCCUUCUGUGGCUGCUUAUUGUUGCCUUGCUAAAGGACUUUGUGAAAUUGGAGAGAUUGAUGAAGCUAUGCUGCUUGUUAGAGAUUGCCUAGGCAAUGUUGAUAGUGGACGUAUGGAAUUUAAGUAUUGUCUUGCCAUUAUUCACAUUUGUAAGUCAAAUGAUGCGGAAAAGGUGAUCGAUGUAUUGAAUGAGAUGAUGCAACAAGGUUGCUCUUUAGACAAUGUUGUAUGUUCUGCAAUUAUAUUUGGCAUGUGUAAGUAUGGAACAAUUGAGGAGGCCAGAAAGGUUUUCUCGAAUCUGAGGGAGCGCAAAUUGUUGAUGGAAUCUGACACAAUUGUGUAUGACGAAUUACUAAUUGAUCACAUGAAGAAAAAGACAGCAGAUUUGGUAAUAUCAGGGUUGAAGUUCUUUGGUCUAGAAUCUAAACUAAAGUCAAAGGGUUGUAAGCUGUUGCCAGAUUGA
Messenger RNA from Vicia faba (fava bean), 2160 nucleotides. The record is from the annotation of a GenBank genome assembly. Lineage: Eukaryota; Viridiplantae; Streptophyta; Magnoliopsida; Fabales; Fabaceae.